AGCCUUCCUGGGAAGAUGCAGCAACUCCUGCUCCUGGUGGCCUUUCUCCUACCCGCAGGGGCUGGGGCAGGGGAGGUCAUCAGAGGCCAAGAGGCCCUCCCUCAUUCCCACCCCUACAUGGCAUAUCUUCUGACUCGGACACCAAGGGGCCUGAGCACCUGUGGGGGAUUCCUGGUGCGAGAAGACUUUGUGAUGACAUCAGCCCGAUGCUGGGGAAGCCGUAUGCGCGUCAUCUUGGGGGCCCACAACAUCAGGAGGCAGGAAAGGACCCAGCAGAGUAUUUUGGUGCUCAGAGCCAUCCGCCACCCUAGAUAUAAUCAGCAGAACCAACUGAAUGACCUCAUGUUACUGCAGCUGGAAAAUAGAGCUAAACGGAACCGAUUUGUGAGGCCAGUGGCUCUGCCUCAGUCCCAAAUCAGACUGAGUCCUGGGUCUUUGUGCACCGUGGCUGGCUGGGGCCUGGUCAGCCAGCAGAGGGGAACAGACACACUUCGGAAUGUGCAGCUGAGUGUGCAGAGGGAUCAGGAGUGCAGCAAUUACUUUGAUACCUUCAACGGCCAAAGGCAGAUUUGUGUAGGAGACCAGAUCGAGGGGAAGACCACCUUCCUGCGGGACACUGGAGGCCCCCUUGUGUGUAACAAUGUUGCCCAGGGCAUUGUCUCCUAUGGAAGAAAUUUCGGGGUUCCUCCAGCAGUCUUCACCAGGAUUGCUCAUUUCCUACCCUGGAUAAAUAGAACAAUGAACCAACUUUACCAAAAGGGAGCACACUGAGACCUCUCUUCCCCCUGUAAUUGACUUCUCUGGGAUGGAAGCCAGCUCCAGUAGGGUUGCCAGAGCCUUAAUAAAUGGUCAUGUCUACA
Myotis davidii is the source of this 860-nucleotide messenger RNA. Its product is annotated as cathepsin G-like. The coding region runs from base 16 to 771 and encodes 251 amino acids. Lineage: Eukaryota; Metazoa; Chordata; Mammalia; Chiroptera; Vespertilionidae. The transcript has 5 exons. The record is from RefSeq and is a predicted model, not a curated record. Gene Ontology annotation, biological process: proteolysis. Gene Ontology annotation, cellular component: intracellular membrane-bounded organelle; cytoplasm. Gene Ontology annotation, molecular function: serine-type endopeptidase activity.